Colossoma macropomum (tambaqui) is the source of this 1062-nucleotide messenger RNA. RefSeq names its product macrophage mannose receptor 1-like. NCBI's taxonomy places the organism in Eukaryota, Metazoa, Chordata, Actinopteri, Characiformes, Serrasalmidae. The transcript is spliced from 6 exons. Bases 152 to 922 code for a protein of 256 amino acids. The record is from RefSeq and is a predicted model, not a curated record.
UGUAUCUGUGGAUUAGUUCAUUUGCAAUGUUCUCUGGAACUGCAUGUAAAUCAGCCUAAAAAAAAGUAUAAAACAAACGGCUGUUUCGGAUUUCAUGGUUAAGAGACACACCGACUAACAGGGCAACUUUGAGCCACUUUUGUUAACAGUCAUGAGUUCAGCUCUGUAUCUGAUCCUGCUUUUCUCAGCUCUAUGGACUUUCUCCUUCUGUGGGACUCGUCAGUUUCAUGUGGUGGUAGAUGCUAAGGCCUGGACCGACGCUCAGCAAUACUGCAGAGAGAAGUUCACUGACCUGGCCACCAUUGAGAGCCAAGAGGAAAUGAACGCUCUAAUAGCUGUUCUCAACGGAACAGCAGGCGACUUCUGGAUAGGAAUGAGCUACAACACUAAUUGGGCGUGGUCAGAUGGUAGUGCCAUCUCAUACAGUGACUGGAUGUCUGGAGAGCCAAACAACAUUGGGAUUGAAAACUGUGCAAAAUUCAGUAAUCAAUACGCAUUCAAAUGGAACAACAUACAAUGCUAUUUACUAUUGCAGUUCAUCUGCUAUAAACGUCUUCCACUCAUCCUGAUUAAAGAGCCGAAGACGUGGAGAGAAGCUCUGAGAUACUGCAGAGACAAUCAUGUGGAUCUGGUCUCUGUUCACACUGAGGAAAUUCAGCACUGGGUGGAAACAGCUGUUUAUUAUGCCUCCACUGCUAAUGUGUGGAUGGGUCUGCGUCACACCUGUGCUCAGAACUUCUGGUUCUGGCUGAGUGGAUCGACUAUGUGCUACCAGAACUGGGCUCCGGGGAACGGGACACGGGUGGAAGACUGCAGUGGAGGAGAAAGAUCAGGAGCGGUGCAGUCUGGAAGUAAGAAGUGGGUCAGUCUGCCAGAGAAUCAGAGACUCAACUUCAUCUGCACCACCUCUGAGGAGUACUAAGAAAAGAUUCAUGCACAGCACAAAUGAAACUGGAUGUUUUUCUUUUUGAGUUUUCUUUUUGAAGUGGUUCCUGUUUUUCCUGAAUUUCUAUGUAUUUUCUGUUAUUCUAACAUGAAAUAAUAUGUAACUCUUACCUUCUA